AUGGAUAACGAUAUUGACGAUGAUUCUGUACCAGCAUUAGUUGAUGAAACAACUACAGUAUCUAUUAAAGUACCUGUUACUAUUCUUACUGGUUAUUUAGGUGCUGGUAAAACAACAUUACUAAACUAUAUUCUAACUGAAAAUCAUCAAAAACGUAUUGCUGUUAUUCUAAAUGAAUUUGCUCAAGGCAGUGCUAUGGAACAUUUGCUAUUAACAGCAACGAAAGAUGAUAGUAAUGGUAAUGGGCGGGAACAGUACCAAGAUUGGCUUGAACUACGCAACGGUUGUUUAUGCUGUUCUGUCAAGGAUGUAGGUGUACAAGCUAUUGAGCAGUUGCUUGAAAAACGACGAAAUCAUUUCGAUUAUAUUCUAUUGGAAACAACUGGUGUUGCUGAUCCAUUACCAAUUGUGAAAAUGUUUUGGCUUGAUGAGGAAUUACAUAGUGAUUUAAUUCUUGAUGGUUUAAUAACUGUAAUCGAUGCUCACAAUGGAUUAAAAAAUUAUGAAGAUGAUCGUCAUCAAGCAAAAGCAUUAUGGUUAAGACAAGCAGCAAUGGCUGACGUCAUAUUAGUCAAUAAAAUCGAUCUAAUCUCGGAAGAAGAAAAAAUCAAAAUACUUUCAAUUGUUCGUUCUAUUAAUGUAACGGCUCAAAUCUAUGAAACUACACGUGCACGUAUUGACCUAAAUCUUAUACUCGAUCGACGUGCAUAUAGUAACAAUUCAUCGACUGAUUAUCUCUUGAAAAAAAUUGACAAUCAAUCAACAAUAUCAGUUCCACAUGGAUAUCAAACACUUAAUUCCAUUACAAUUGAAUUAGAUGGUGAAUUUGAUUUUGAUGAACUUGAUCAACUUAUUAUACAAAUUUUAUGGAACGAACAAAAUACAACUCAAGAAAUCGUUCGAAUGAAAGGUGUUCUUUGUCUACGUAAUGAAACAACUUAUAGAAUUCUUCAAGCUGUUGGUCAAAUGUAUGAAUUCAUAUGCACAAAUGAAAAUCAUUAUGAUAAUUUACGGAAUUGUUUUGUUGUUAUUGGAUCGAAUCUUAAUCAGGAUAUUUUAAUAGAGCAAUUUCGAAAAUGUAUCAAAUAA
Rotaria socialis is the source of this 1089-nucleotide messenger RNA. The record is from the annotation of a GenBank genome assembly. Lineage: Eukaryota; Metazoa; Rotifera; Eurotatoria; Philodinida; Philodinidae.